Molecule: messenger RNA, 3440 nt
Organism: Brassica napus (rape)
Lineage: Eukaryota; Viridiplantae; Streptophyta; Magnoliopsida; Brassicales; Brassicaceae
Product: putative acyl-coenzyme A oxidase 3.2, peroxisomal
Exons: 12
Coding region: 30-1865 (611 amino acids)
Biological process (GO): fatty acid beta-oxidation using acyl-CoA oxidase; lipid homeostasis
Cellular component (GO): peroxisome
Molecular function (GO): FAD binding; acyl-CoA oxidase activity; fatty acid binding
Source: RefSeq, a predicted model, not a curated record
UGAGACCUGAUUUCGUCGGAACCCCUAGAAUGUCGGAAAAUUGCGCACUCCGGCGAGCUAACGUUCUCGCUAAUCACAUACUCCAGUCACCUCCUCAUCCUUCGAACAACUCCCUCGCGCGCGAGGCUUGCUUGCAGUACACUCCACCGGAGGUCAACGAGAGCUAUGGCUUCCAAGUCAAGGAGAUGAGGAAACUCCUCGACGGACACAACUUGGAGGACAGAGACUGGCUGUACGGGAUCAUCAUACAGAGCAAUCUGUUCAACAGGAAGGAAAGAGGAGGAGGCAAGGUGUUCGUAUCGCCAGAUUACAAUGAGACGAUGGAGCAGCAGCGCGAGAUCAGCAUGAAGCGGAUCAUGUACUUUCUCGAGAAUGGUGUUUUUAAAGGAUGGUUAACGGAGACAGGUCCUGAAUCUGAGCUCAAGAAGUUUGCUCUCUACGAGGUUUGCGGGAUGUAUGAUUACUCGCUAUCCGCCAAACUCGGUGUUCAUUUCUUGUUAUGGGGUAAUGCUAUUAAGUUCUUUGGGACAAAGAGGCAUCAUGAGAAGUGGCUGAAAGACACUGAAGAUUAUCUUGUCAAGGGCUGCUUUGCAAUGACUGAGUUAGGCCAUGGAAGUAAUGUGAAGGGAAUUGAAACAGUGACUAGUUAUGACCCAAGAACUGAGGAGUUUGUGAUAAACACUCCCUGUGAAUCUGCUCAGAAGUACUGGAUCGGUGAGGCAGCUAUUCAUGCAAACCAUGCAAUUGUGAUUUCUCAGCUUGAGAUAAACGAAACCAACCAAGGGAUUCAUGUAUUUAUAGCUCAGAUCAGAGAUCAAGAUGGAAACAUAUGUCCAAACAUCCACAUUGCUGACUGUGGACACAAGAUUGGUUUGAAUGGUGUUGACACUGGCCGGAUAUGGUUUGACAAUCUUCGGAUCCCAAGAGAGAAUUUACUGAACUCAGUUGCUGAUGUUUCACCUGAUGGAGAGUAUGUUAGCGCUAUUAAAAAUCCUGAUCAGAGAUUUGGAGCAUUCUUGGCCCCUUUGACCUCUGGUCGUGUCACCAUUGCUUCAUGUGCAAUUUACUCUGCAAAGGUGGGAUUAGCUGUUGCUAUAAGAUACUCACUAUCAAGAAGAGCCUUCUCUAUUGUAGCCAAUGGUCCUGAAGUGCUCCUUCUUGAUUAUCCAAGCCAUCAAAGACGACUUUUACCACUCCUUGCAAAGACAUAUGCUAUGAGUUUUGCGGCAAAUGACAUGAAGAUGAUGUACGUGAAGAGGACACCUGAGACCAACAAAGAGAUCCAUGUUAUCUCAAUGGGACUAAAAGCUCUUCUCACCUGGCACAAUAUGCGAACCCUUCAGGAAUGUCGUGAGGCUUGUGGAGGGCAAGGUUUGAAAACAGAGAAUCGAGUUGGUCAUUUAAAAGGCGACUAUGAUGUGCAGACUACAUUUGAAGGUGACAAUAAUGUUCUGAUGCAGCAGGUAAGCAAGUCACUUUUUGCUGAGUAUGUGUCGUGUAAGAAGAGGAACAAACCUUUCAAAGGAUUGGGAUUGGAACACAUGAACAGUCCUCGUCCUGUAUUGCCUACUCAACUCACAUCUUCUACCCUCAGAUGUAGCCACUUCCAGAAAAAUGUAUUCUGCUUAAGAGAGCGAGAUCUUCUAGAAAGAUAUACUUGUGAAGUUGCAGAGCUUCAAGAGAGAGGAAAAAGCAGAGAGUUCUCCUUCCUCUUGAGUCAUCAACUUUCUGAAGAUCUAAGUAAAGCUUUUGCGGAAAAAGCAAUCCUACAAGCCGUUUUGGAUGCUGAAGCCAAACUGCCUGCUGGCUCCAUUAAGGUAAACAAGGUCACUGUUAGCCAUGGCCAGUUCUUGGCACAGUCUUGAUGAAACAUUUGCCUAACCACCAAAUUUUAAAGAUCUAUUUUAUGUAAAUAGCAUGCGCACCAAAUUAUCAAAAAAAAUUAUUAAGAUUAAUUUAAAAAUGUUUAUAGUACCCUGGCUGAACCAUAAUUUUCACUACUCUGAGCACAAUAUAUUUUUAGACAAUAUGAGAGUAAAGAACUGUUUCAAUACUCUAAGCACAAUAGUUGAUGAUCUUUUAGUUUGAUUUUUUUUUGUAACUUAUGCUCUUUUAGUUAUGACAUUUAUUUAUAUAUAGACUAGGUACGUGAAGACUAAAAGAGGAACCAAACUAAACUAACUAGCAUCAUCUAUUUUGAUGAUAGGAUGUGAUGGGUCUUGUAAGAUCAAUGUACGCAUUGAUCUGCAUGGAAGAAGAUCCAUCGUUCUUGAGAUACGGUUACCUCUCAAGGGACAGUGUUGGAGAUGUGAGGAGAGAAGUUUCUAAGCUUUGCAGAGAGCUUAGACCACACGCGCUUGCACUUGUCACUUCAUUCGGAAUACCAGACGCGUUUUUGGGACCGAUUGCAUUUAACUGGAUCGAAGCCAACGCUUGGUCUUAAAUAUUAUGUUGUACUAGAAAUAAUCCCUUCAAUAAUUUCAAAACAAAUUGUUGAAGCUGUCGCAUUGCUGUAUUACUAGUACUACUAGUAAAAGAGGAUAUUCUCAGCUUUUGACAGUUCUGUAAUAAUAACUGACAAAUUACCAUUAUAAAUAAUUUGUUGCAGAGGUUUUAGUGUAUUUGUAGUUUGUACAAUGUACUGUACAUAGUAAAAACAAAGAGACUUUUUUCUUUUCUUGAUAAGAAGAAAAGAGUUGUUCUAUGUAGAUAUGUUGUUGCUACAAUAAGGCACAAAAGGAAAACAAUGACAGACAUUACACAGAUGUAUUAUAUUAAUGUCACUGUCAACUUCUUCUGAGAAUCUAUUUUAUCAAAAAACAGAAAAUAAACAAAACUUCUGAAAUAAAUUUUACACCCUCCUCUUCGAUGCACCAUAUAUCAUGUUGUUGAGACUAAUUAUUAAGACUCGGUGUAUUUGAGUAAUAGUAAUGAUUCAUCUCUACCGGCUCUACCUACCAGCUAACUGUAAAAUGGGUCGUCUUUUUUUUUUUUGACAUCAAAUGGGUCGUCUAUGAACGAGGAUUUAACUUUUUUUUUGAAGAACCUACUUAUAUAUAUAGAUACUGUAUUAUAUAAAUACGUAGCUGUCCUGGCUUAUAAACCAGUUAGUCCUGAAAUUAAUAUCUACGCAUAUGAAAACACUAUAGAAAACGCAUUAAUUAUGAUGAUUAUUAAUCUGAUUUAAUUUCUGGGUGCAAGUACUCUAUAAAUAAUUGGGUUGAUUGAUAGUUGAAGUCAAAUACGACUUUAGACGGACCGCAAAAACGAUAUCUCGAUGAUGGGGAAACAAAAGGACGCACGUGAGCAGUGUUCUAAAAUGCGCUAUACGUUCGCUGUGCGGUGAACCAGUGCCUAGCGUAUAGCUGUAUAUGCGGACGCCUAAAUGGGGUCUAAGCGGACACACAUAUAUAUAUAAUUAACAUGAAAAUAAAAUAAUA